Messenger RNA from Poeciliopsis prolifica (blackstripe livebearer), 3828 nucleotides. Its product is annotated as phosphoglucomutase-1-like. Lineage: Eukaryota; Metazoa; Chordata; Actinopteri; Cyprinodontiformes; Poeciliidae. Bases 1102 to 2796 code for a protein of 564 amino acids. The record is from RefSeq and is a predicted model, not a curated record. Gene Ontology annotation, cellular component: cytosol. The transcript has 11 exons. Gene Ontology annotation, molecular function: phosphoglucomutase activity. Gene Ontology annotation, biological process: carbohydrate metabolic process.
UAUGCUGUCCCUAUGAAGUGUCACGACUCUUUCUUCAUUAAACUUUAUGGAUACUCUACUCACUGCGAGUGACUUCGCUGAAUGAAGAACCAGCUUGUUUUAACCAAAACCUCAUCAGGCACAGACACACCUGCAGUUUUUGUUAAAGUUUCGUAAAUUUAUUUGGGUUUUAUUUUAUGUUAUUUAUAGAAUUUUACUUUAUGUCAUUAAUAUGAAUUAUUUUCAUUUUUUGGUGUUUAAAAUGCCAACAUUUUCACAUAACGUCCACAUGAUCAUCUGAAGAUGUCAUUUUUAAAUAUUAAAUGAUUGGAGUUUCAUCGUUUGGUACUCAAGUCGCCUUUUUACCCAAUACUUUUUUGCUCUUACUUGACUAACUUCAUGGUCGAGUACGUUUUACAUUUACUUGAGCAGAAAUAAGUUAAAGUAGCACUUCUCUCACUCGAGCACAACUUUUGUCUGCUAACAACCUCCACUGAUUAUAUUUCCUUUUUCUCCAACAAAUUGUUGCAGCUAUGGUGGCUAUUUCUACCUUAGCACUUUGUGCCAUUUUGGUCGAGCAUUUAACAACCAGUAGAGAGCAGUGUUGUUCUGCCUCUUAUUACCAAUUACUGUGAUUGUGCUAAAUAUGUUUUUAUUUGUUGUUGUUGUGUGUUUCAGGUUUCUGUAAGUCAUGUGUGCAUGCUGCUGCUUGUGGAUGAGAUGAGAAAUGCCAUCCCUGUUUUUGCACAUCAUUACCAGGAGCACAGCUGCAUCCUUUCACACGCUGAUAAAUAACCCCCCAGUCUGACACACACACACACGCGCACACACACACACACACACACACAUAGUUUUCUCUGACCGGGCCUGGAGCCCUGACAGUGAUCUCCCUGCACAUGUGUGAAGGAGCGUCUUCAGUUACCACCCUGCCUCUGCACACACAUUAGUUUGCGAAGGUUAUUUUGAGCUGCAGAAGUCCUUCUGUAGCCCAGCGAAAUAAUAGGAGGAGUCGAGCUCUUCACUGUCCAUUCUGUUCCUCAGAGCUCAUUACUGCGGCUGACAGAGGGGGAGGGAAAGGUGUUCUCUGCAUGGAACUUCAAGUUGGAUCCUCAUUUUAAAGCGAUGGAGAACGGGCCUCUGCAGGUCCUGACCUUCCCUACGGCCCCCUACCCCGACCAGAGACCAGGAGCCAGCGGCCUCAGGAAGAAGGUUUAUGUGUUUCAGUCCAAGAGGAACUAUCUGCACAACUUCAUCCAGAGUAUUUUCUCCUCCAUAGACCUGCCCGACCGUCAGGGUGCAACCCUGGUGGUGGGAGGAGACGGACGUUUCUUCAACAGAACGGCUAUCGGGGUCCUCGUUCAGAUGGCAGCCGCCAACGGGAUCGGUCGCCUCAUCAUUGGUCACCAUGGGAUGAUGUCGACGCCAGCGGUGUCCUGUGUGAUCAGAAAAUACAAAGCCAUCGGUGGGAUCAUCUUCACUGCCAGCCACAACCCUGGUGGACCCAAUGGAGACUUUGGCAUAAAAUUUAACACAGCAAAUGGAGGUCCAGCCAAGGAGGAGGUCACAAGCAAAAUCUACCAGCUCAGCAGAACCAUUGAGGAGUUUGCCAUUUGCCCCGGAUUGCGUGUGGAUCUGAAAAUGCUCGGCAAACAGGCGUUUGAUCUGGAGAACAAGUUCAAACCCUUCACAGUGGAGAUAGUUGACCCUGUGGAGUCCUAUGCCAACCUCCUGAGGAACAUCUUUGACUUUGCGGCUUUGAAGGAUCUUCUGUCUGGCGAGAAUCAUAUCAGCAUAAGGCUGGACGCCAUGCAUGGAGUGCUGGGACCAUAUGUGAAGAGAAUACUGUGUGAGGAGUUGGGUUGCCCGGCAAAUUCUGCCAUUAACUGUGUCCCGUUGGAAGACUUCGGAGGUCAAGCGCCCGAUCCGAACCUUAUGUACGCCACAGACCUGGUUGACAGCAUGAGAGACGGACAGUAUGACUUUGGAGCAGCGUUCGAUGGGGAUGGGGACCGCAGCAUGAUCCUGGGUAAGCAUGGCUUCUUCGUCACCCCGUCUGACUCAGUGGCUGUGGUAGCCGACAACAUCUUCUGCAUCCCGUACUUUCAGCACACGGGCGUCAGAGGCUUUGCCCGCAGCAUGCCCACAAGCACGGCGUUGGACAGAGUAGCCAAAGCAACGAAAAUAGAGCUGCAUGAAACUCCCACCGGCUGGAGGUUCUUUGGGAACCUGAUGGAUGCCGGGAUGCUGUCUUUGUGCGGAGAGGAAAGCUUUGCGACAGGUGGGGACCACAUUCGCGAGAAGGAUGGGCUUUGGGCUGUGCUGGCAUGGCUGUCCAUCAUCGCGACCAGACGGCAGAGCGUGGAGGAUAUUUUGAAGGAUCACUGGCUAAAAUAUGGAAGGAAUUAUUUCACAAGAUAUGACUAUGAGAACGUAGACAUAGACGCGGCGUGUGACAUGAUGGAGGACCUGGAGAUCCUGAUCUCUGACAAGUCCUUCGUGAGGCAGAGAUUCGCGGUCGAAGACAAAAUCUACCAGGUGGAAAAAGCUGACAACUUCGAAUACACCGACCCGUUGGACAGCACCAUAACCAGGAACCAGGGUCUGCGGAUCAUCUUCUCUGAUGGCUCCAGGAUCGUCUACAGGCUGGGUGGGACGGGCGCCGAGGGAGCCACCGUCAGGAUCUACAUCGACAGCCACGAAAGGAAACUUCUAUCUGAAGAGACGCAGGUGAUGCUGGCACCCCUGGCGACCAUUGCUCUGAAGAUUUCUCAGCUUCACCACAGGACGGGUCGAAACGGCCCAUCGCUCAUUACUUAAAAGCUCCCCCCGAAAGCCCUCAACUUCCCGAGUUUUAUAUAUAUUUUUUUCUGUUUUGUUUUAUUGCUCUGCCUUUAUUUUUUGUAUAAAUAGUGCAGGAAGUCAAAGAGUGAAAUCACUGUGUGCAGCCGAUGAAAUUUCUCACUCAUAUUUGUAGUUUUCCUCAUGCAUCUGGUAUGUAAUAUAAUUUUGUUUUGUUUUUUUGCCAUUUAUCUGCUUUGUGCUUUUGGAUUUUUAUCUGGUUUGGUUUGUGCCAGAUCAGAGGAAAUCAUUAUUUCACACAGCAUGGCUUUGCUUCCUUGGACUGUAAUUAAAAGAAAGAUUGUUUUCUGAAUACUACUAUGAGCUGAAUUUUACAUAAUCAAGCUAGCUACAUAUUUUAUACAAUAUUAUAUUUGAAUACAAACACUGCAUCAGUUAAAAACGUGAUAAUAAAACAAAACAAAGAUGAACUUCUUUCUGUAAGCUUCAAACUUCAAUCUUUUAUGCUCUCUAAUUUGGGGAAAUUAAAACUCCUCAGCGAGUAAUAACUUAAAACCGAACAAAAGCCAGCCCACCAUUAAAAUCAGCACUCCAGAAAAUUAUGAAAAAAGAAAAAAACAAACAAACAAACAAACAAAAAACAAUUCAUAAUAUUGUCAACCAAAUUGCUCUCCCCCCCCCCUGUCAUCAUGAAUAAACCCACAUUUCUUUGUACAGUGUGCCGUUUCCAUCUAAUAUUUGUUACGGAGCCCGGAUGAGACGGGAAGACUACCGUAUGAAAGAAGAAUAUUUUAGCUGCAAGAUUUCCAUCUAGACAACGACAGCAGGAGUCACUAAUAUCUGCUCCAGCUCUCUGAUCACUGACAGCCGUUGAAUUGCUGCUUUCUCUUGGCUCCUGAACCCGUCAAGACAUCCACACAGUCAGGUCCUUUUGUGUUCUGCAUUUCUACAAAAGACAUAACAUUUUGACAAGUGAGUCAUGUAUAUGGUUGAGGAAGAUACGCUUCCACAAUAAAGAAAGAUACACAUCUGAAUAAAUGUAUUAAUCCA